AAAUGCGUGGUCUUACAUCACGCACGCGGGCUUCGCAUUCUCGCAAUUAGUCGCCAAAUGUCCGUCAAUCAAGAACAACAAAUUAGUAAAAUGACGAUUCGGGAUAUAUUUCUAUAAUAUAAGAGUUCGCGAGGAAUGAUUCUUAUUAUCGAAUAAGAAUUGACGAUCCGUGAAAAAACGGUUAAUUUUUUAAACGACGCCAUUUUUUUGCACCAACGCGCAUUUUCUAUGUUAAAGGAUUUAAAGCUCUGAAUAAAGGAAAUAUAAUUAUGUUAAUUAAAAAUACAGGUGGAUUUUGAUCAUACCUUUGAAAAGGAAUACACCGGACUGGGAGCUACAUUCGGAUUCGUCCAAACGUUAGUCGCACCAGCGCAGAGACAGUCGAUACCGGGGGUGUCUUCAGAAAACCUGGUACGGGAUCGGAAGUCUUCAAGCACCAGAAAUUGCCUGGGAACAUGGAACGAGGAUUGCACGAACGUGAUAGAGUUGGCGUUCAGGACUUCGUUCUGCUGGAGGACUUUCGCAGCGAGUCCGCCUUCAUCGACAAUCUGCACAAACGAUUUAAGGAGAAUCUCAUUUACACGUACAUUGGCCAAGUACUGGUGUCAGUGAAUCCUUAUAAGAAACUUCCCAUUUAUACUCCGGAGACCAUCCUUUACUAUCACGGGAGAAACUUCUUCGAGGCACCUCCUCACAUUUUCGCUCUUACGGACACUGCCUAUCAAUCUCUAGCUAAAGAGAAUCGCAACCAAUGCAUCUUGAUUUCGGGCGAAUCGGGAUCCGGGAAAACGGAAGCGUCCAAAAAGAUCUUAGAAUUUAUUGCGUCUGCUACCGGUCAUAAAAAACAAGUAGAAGAAGUGAAUAAUAAAUUGAUUGGCAGCAAUCCCGUGUUGGAAGCUUUCGGUAACGCGAAGACCAAUCGCAAUGAUAAUUCAUCCCGUUUCGGCAAGUACAUGGACGUUCAGUUCAAUUUUCAGGGAGAUCCAGUCGGUGGAAAUAUCCUAAAUUAUUUAUUGGAGAAGUCUCGAGUGGUCCAUCAAUCAGUGGGCGAACGAAAUUUUCAUAUCUUUUAUCAGCUUUUAGCAGGCGCGGACGAUGACACGUUGAGAAAAUUAUUCUUAAAGAGGAAUCUCGAUACUUUCUUCUACUUGAGUAACGGGACAAAAGGAACAGUGGAUACCAUCGACGAUACUAAUCAGUACAAAGAAGUCGUCCGGGCGAUGAAGACUAUGGAAAUGUCUCAGCAGGAGCAGAACGACCUGUUUGCUAUAGUCGCGUCGGUGCUGCACAUGGGUAAUGUGGGUUUCUCGGAGGAGGAUGGAGUGGCAACUAUUCUGAAACCUGUAUCUGUCAAUGCCAUCGCUAUGCUGCUAGGAUGUGACGUGAACCAACUGGAAAAGGCAUUUACUCAUCGUACCAUAGAUGCUCACGGUGACGUGGUGGUUUCACCCUUGAAUAGGGAAUUGGCUAUUUAUGCGAGAGACGCGCUAGCGAAGGCCGUGUACGAUAGAUUAUUCACCUGGCUCGUGACUAGACUCAACAAAUCUCUACAGCCUCAGACCAAUCCUCGACGCAAAAUGGUCAUGGGCAUUUUGGACAUUUACGGCUUUGAAAUCUUUCAGAAGAACAGUUUUGAGCAGUUCUGCAUUAAUUUUUGCAAUGAGAAAUUGCAACAGCUGUUUAUCCAACUGACACUGAAGUCAGAACAGGAAGAAUAUCUGCGCGAAGGGAUAACCUGGGAGAACAUAGAUUAUUUUAAUAACAAGAUCAUCUGUGACUUGAUUGAAGAGAAGUAUAAAGGAAUAAUAUCAUUAAUGGACGAAGAAUGUUUGCGACCUGGAGACACGACGGACAUAAGCUUCUUGGAGAAAUUGAAUGUAAAUUUGAACAACCAUCCUCACUACAUUAGCCAUCAGAAAGCUGACAUACAAACGCAAAAGAUUAUGGGACGAGACGAAUUCAGAUUAGUGCAUUACGCUGGUGAUGUUACGUACAAUGUUCGUGGAUUUCUCGAGAAAAACAAUGAUUUACUAUUUCGAGAUUUACGUGAAGUUAUGUCGCAUACUACGAAUUCCAUUACAAAGACUGUAUUUGAUGUGAAAGAUUUAACCAGUAAGAAACGUCCAGAGACCGCCAUAACUCAAUUUAAAAACAGUUUAAAUAAUCUGGUUGAGAUUCUCAUGGGUAAAGAACCGUCUUACAUUCGUUGCAUCAAACCUAACGAUUUUAAAAUGGCCCAUGAAUUCAACAAAAAGAUCGUGCUACACCAAGUGAAGUAUUUAGGUCUGAUGGAGAAUCUGCGGGUGAGACGUGCCGGUUUUGCAUAUCGAAGACCGUACGAGCAAUUCUUGCAGCGUUACAAAUGUCUCUGUUCGGAAACUUGGCCGAAUUACUAUGGUCCGGCAAAGGAAGGCGUACAAACGCUCGUGUGUCAUCUCGGCUACGAGUAUGACGAGUACAGGAUGGGAAACACAAAGUUGUUCAUCCGUUUUCCUAAAACGUUAUUCGAUACGGAGGAUGCGUUUCAAAUGAAGAAACACGAAAUAGCCGCCAUUAUCCAGAGUAAAUGGAAAGCUAUAUUAAUGAGGAGGAAAUAUUUAGAGAUACGAGAAGCAGCGAUUGUGUUCCAGAAAAACAUUCGCAGGUGGCUUGCGAAACGCAAAGCCAAAAAACGGCAACAAGCGGUUAUCACUAUCCGCAGAUUUAUUGAAGGCUUCAUCACGCGAGAUGGACCGCCUACGGAAAUUAAUAAGGCAUUUAUCGAGUUGGCGAAAUCGCAAUGGCUCAUUAGACUUUCGAAGACAUUGCCACCAGGUGUCUUAAAUAAAUAUUGGCCAUCAUGCCCAUAUUCUUGUCAAGAGGCAUCAGAGCAUUUGCAUAUAAUGCACAGGCGAUGGAAAGCUCGUUGUUAUCGAAUGGCAUUAAAUAAGGAAGAUAAGGAACACUUUGAGUUGAAGAUCCUCGCGGAGUCUCUAUUCAAAAAUAAAAAGAAAUCUUAUACGAAGAGUGUAGGUCUGAGAUUUGUAACCGAUCGUCUUGGUGAGGAGUAUAAGGCACUGCGACAGAGCUUUAUCAACAACAUUUUAACUUCCGGAGAAAACAUAAAGUACGCCACUCCCGUCAUUAAAUAUGAUCGGCACGGAUAUAAACCACGCGAGAGAGUACUUAUUUUAACCGAGAAUGCCGUAUACAUUCUCGACACACUUAAGACCUUUAAGCUCAAACAUCGCCUCCCUUACAAGGCUAUCGAGGAGCUGGUUGUCACCGGGGAAUCGGAUAAUUUACUCAUCGUUAGGAUACCACCUGAAUUGAAAAAGGAUAAGGGUGACUUGAUCUUAGAAGUUCCGCAUUUAAUAGAAGCAUUGACAAAAGCGAUUGAUAUUACUAACAAUCCGAACAUUGUUAAGAUCGUCAAUACCGAAUCUGUGUCCCACAAACUAGUCAGUGGUAAGGAGGGAGUCAUUGAAGUUAGGACUGGUACCACUCCCGCAAUUAGUAAAAAUCGACAGAGCGGACAUUUAUUAGUAGUCGCUUCCCCGUAAAAUUAUUCCAAACAGGAGAAUUUCUCGGGAACUGAAAGAACUGGUGCUAUAAUACAUGAAGCAUCCUUAACACAAUGUGAUUUAGAGAAUAUAUAAUGAAACAUCGAGAAGAGAUAAUAUAUGAUACUUUAAUACAUCUUUAAAUUAUUCCGGUAAUUUUGGACGGAAAAGUGAUAAAAUGACAAUAUAUAUAGAAAGGUCUUUCAUUCCGACGUACAAAUUACGUCAAAUUCUUGUUUCAAAUAUGAAAGACGCAGAGUGCCAUAGAGGCCUCCUGUAUAAUAUUUUCUUGUAAAUUAGAUAAUAUUAUUAAACAAUAUUUAUUUUGAUAGAAAUAAAGAUAAAACCGAUAGGAUAGGCGAAUUCACUUGUCAGUAAUUUAUAAAUAUUAUUUAAAUAUAAGUUAAACUUCAGUUAUGUGAAUGCAAUAAACAGAAAAAAAUUCACAUCUCACUCCGUACCGUAUUCCUUUUCAAUAGAUAAUCUCAAAUAGAACAAUAUUACUUAAUUGAGGAAAAAAAAUAUAUAUAUACACA
Acromyrmex echinatior (Panamanian leafcutter ant) is the source of this 4078-nucleotide messenger RNA. RefSeq names its product unconventional myosin 61F (gene Myo61F). The record is from RefSeq and is a predicted model, not a curated record. Gene Ontology annotation, biological process: actin filament-based movement; actin filament organization; endocytosis. Lineage: Eukaryota; Metazoa; Arthropoda; Insecta; Hymenoptera; Formicidae. Gene Ontology annotation, molecular function: actin filament binding; ATP binding; microfilament motor activity. Gene Ontology annotation, cellular component: plasma membrane; myosin complex; microvillus.